GAAACUAUUCUUCUCCAGUUGCUCUGCACAGGCAGUCAUGGCUACAGCCAGCUCUGCACAAAGGCUUCAAGAUGAAGCUUCGUGCUCUCUUUGCCACAAAUAUUUCACUCAGCCGGUGUCCGUAGACUGUGGGCACAGUUUCUGUCAGUCCUGUAUUACUCAGCACUGGGAGAAAUGGGGUUCUGAUUUCUCUUGCCCUCGGUGUGGAGAAAUAUGCUUGAAGAGAAAGUUCAGGCCGAACAAGGAAUUGGAGAAUUUUGUACAAAUAGCCAAACAGAUGAAUGUAGAGGUGGCAGAAAGUGUCGGUGGGGAGAAGAUAUGCGAGACGCACCAGGAGCCUCUGAAACUCUUCUGCAAAGAUGAGCAGAAGCUGAUGUGUUCCACGUGCGUGGAAUCCAAAGAUCAGACAAAUCAAACUUUCGUGCCUGUCGAGGAAGCUGUCCAGGAUUACAAGGAAAAAUUGGAGACCCAAUUGCAGGCUUGGAGACAAAAGAGAGAAAAGGCUUUCAAUGAUCAUACAGGAGAAAAUGAUAAAUGCAAGAUGUUUCGGGGCAGUAGUGAACCCUUCUAA
Messenger RNA from Elgaria multicarinata webbii, 571 nucleotides. RefSeq names its product E3 ubiquitin-protein ligase TRIM39-like. The transcript has 2 exons. Gene Ontology annotation, biological process: protein ubiquitination. Gene Ontology annotation, molecular function: zinc ion binding; ubiquitin protein ligase activity. Bases 38 to 571 code for a protein of 177 amino acids. The record is from RefSeq and is a predicted model, not a curated record. Gene Ontology annotation, cellular component: cytoplasm. Lineage: Eukaryota; Metazoa; Chordata; Lepidosauria; Squamata; Anguidae.